Molecule: messenger RNA, 1693 nt
Organism: Propithecus coquereli (Coquerel's sifaka)
Lineage: Eukaryota; Metazoa; Chordata; Mammalia; Primates; Indriidae
Gene: LRRIQ3
Product: leucine-rich repeats and IQ motif containing 3
Exons: 7
Coding region: 116-1693 (525 amino acids)
Source: RefSeq, a predicted model, not a curated record
CUCGUUUCCCUAGUAACGGUCUCUGGAGCCGAUGGCCACCUAGCGAUUUGUCGGACUGCGUCGGGUCGGGGCCUCCUGUUCCCAACUCAUAAGGCUUUACAGCCUCAUAGACCCGAUGUUUCAUGGAACAAUCACAGAAGAGCUAACCAGUCAUGAAGAAUGGAGUCACUAUAAUGAAAACAUAAUAGAAGACCAAAAAGAUUUUGUUUUUAUGAAGUUCAGUGGCCUUCAUUUAAAAUCUAUGGAAAAUUUGCAAUCUUGUGUAUCUCUUAGAGUAUGUAUCUUCUCAAACAAUUUCAUUACAGAUAUUCAUCCACUUCAAAGUUGUAUCAAAUUAAUCAAACUGGAUCUCCAUGGAAAUCAGGGAAUAACCUAUGAGGAUGAAAUUGAUAAUAUUAAAUAUAUUAUUUCAAAAAUUAAUGAAAUUCUGGCUCAUAAUUCACCAGUUUUGAUUGUUCAAAGAUGGAUACGUGGUUUCUUAGUUAGAAAAAAUUUGAGAAUCAAGCCUCCUUCUGAUAUUCAAAAUAUAUAUUCUCCUGUUGAUUUAAAAAAUUCUAAUGAGCACAGAAAACAUGUAUCCUCUAUUUUAUAUGAAUUAAAAACAAAAGAUAUUGGCAGGAAAUCCAAAAAAUCAAGACAUCUCAUUCAAAAAGGUCAGAAGGAGUCUGAAGAUGAAACUGAAGAUGAAGAAUUGGAUGCCAGUUUUAGGAUAUCAGUGUUCAAACUACCUAUAUAUACUUCAAGUCCAGUGAAGUAUGCUGCAGUACUGAAAGAGAAAAAACAAGAUUCUUUUCCUGUAUAUGCUCAGUCAUUUUCUACCACUCAUCCACAACCAAUAACUAAAAAAGACACACUGUUAGACAGGAGUAUGAAAAAAGAGUUUUUUGCAACACACAGAGCUGGUAUAAAACUCCAAAUGCUUAGUGAUGUUGAUAAAUAUUACACAGAGCAAAAGAAUCAGGAAUGCCAUAAAGAAAAAAUAACAGCUAUAGCCAUGGCACAAGUUGCCCAAAGAAGAGUUAGCCUAGCUGUUCAUGAAAAUUUGAAUAAUAAAAGAUAUGCGGCACAGAAACUAAUUGAAAAAGACAAUGAGGCAAUUCAGAAUGGUUUACAACAACUUAGGAAGGACAGAUUCAACUACCAUGAAAAAGUUAGAGAGAGAAGAGCUGCGUUUCUAAAAGAAAAAACCCAAAAAGCUACAGAGCGUUUAUUAGUUCAAGACUUAAAUAAUGAGCGCACUCUUUUGAUGAAAGGAACGCUUAAACUCGACAGAUGGAAGAAGAAUGAGGCUCUCCUAAAAGAGAAGAGGCUGAUUGUUCAACAAAAACGAAGAACAGAAAAAUAUCGGAAGAAUUUACUUAAACAAAUGAAGGAAUUCAGAGGGGCCAAGGCAGAAGAAAUCCUGGAGAAAGGUCUAAAGGUGCGAGAAUAUGAAUUAAGAAAAAAUAGCUUCUCGGAUACUGGAAACUUUGGAUUUGGGAUCCAGGAACACAUUGAUCUGGGUAUCAAAUAUGAUCCAAGCAUUGGUAUCUACGGCCUGGACUUCUAUGUGGUGCUUGGUAGGCCAGGUUUCAGCAUCGUAGACAAGAAGCGUAGGACAGGCUGCUUUGAGGCCAAACACAGUUUCAGCAAAGAGGAGGCCAUGCGCUGGUUGCAGCACAAGUGUGAUGGGAUCAUCCUUCCUGGCAAAUAA